AUGCAAUCUGGCAUCUCAGCCUCCCAGGAGCUCGUCUCCCAGUUCAACACCCUCCUGUCUUCAGACGACCACUUCGGCCUCCUGGUCACGAUCGACUCCGAGAACCUCCAACCCGUUCAGUUUCUGUCCAAGGCCUCGCCCUCGGCCUCCUUCGACGACAACCUCGCCUCCCUCCAACCUCACCUCAAGCCCAAUGAAGCACUCUAUGCCCUCCUUCGCCGAUACGACACGGCCCCGCACCUGAUCGCCGUCACCUACGUUCCCGACUCGGCCAAGGUCCGCCAGAAGAUGCUCUUCGCCUCCACCCGCCUGACCCUCGUUCGCAAGCUCGGCUCUGAGCAUUUCCGCGAGUCCAUCUUCGUCACCACCCCCGAAGAGCUCUCCGCCAAAGGCUUCGCCAAGCACGAUGCCCACACCGAGCUUGAGGCUCCCCUGACCGAAGAGGAGCGCAGCCUCGGCGCCGUGAAGCAGGCCGAGCAGGAGGCGAGCACCGGCACCGGAACCAGGGAGAUCCACCUGAGCAAGACCUUGGCCAUGCCUAUUUCCGAGGAGGCUCUGGCAGCCUUGAAGGAGCUUUCGUCAAACAGCGCCGAGGUGCUGGUUAUGCUGAACAUCAACCCCGAAAAGGAAUCCGUGGAGCUUGUCCCCUCGGGCGAGCGUCCUGCCUCCAUCUCCGAACUCACCCAGACCAUCUCUGCCACCGAGCCGCGCUUCACCUUUUACCGCUUCACCCACACACACGAUGGUGUCGAGUCGAGCCCCCUGAUCUUCAUCUACACCUGCCCUGUGACUCCCGGCAACAAGUCCAUCAAGAACCGCAUGCUGUACCCUCUCAUGAAGCGCGCCGUCCUCACAGUCGCAUCCACCGAGGCCGGCCUGACCCUCGAUAAGAAGUUCGAGGUCGAGGAGCCCCACGAGGUUACCGAGGAGACGGUUCUCUCGGAGCUGCACCCCAAGGUGACGACCAGACAAGGAUUUAGCAGACCUAAGCGACCCGGUCGGUAG
Molecule: messenger RNA, 1005 nt
Organism: Colletotrichum higginsianum IMI 349063
Lineage: Eukaryota; Fungi; Ascomycota; Sordariomycetes; Glomerellales; Glomerellaceae
Product: Cofilin/tropomyosin-type actin-binding protein
Exons: 3
Coding region: 1-1005 (334 amino acids)
Biological process (GO): barbed-end actin filament capping; actin filament depolymerization
Cellular component (GO): cytoplasm; actin filament
Molecular function (GO): actin filament binding; actin monomer binding
Source: RefSeq, a predicted model, not a curated record